Molecule: messenger RNA, 3521 nt
Organism: Acanthaster planci (crown-of-thorns starfish)
Lineage: Eukaryota; Metazoa; Echinodermata; Asteroidea; Valvatida; Acanthasteridae
Source: RefSeq, a predicted model, not a curated record
AAUGCAGCAACUAUUAAAAACUAGUGUCGUCUGCUCACGAUGGUUUGUGCAUACAUGUAUAUCGAUACACAUGCUACUUUUGUGACUUCGUCCACGAUUUACUGAGGUUCAUGCUCAGCUCAUUUAGUAAUUUGACGGAGUUUCCAAGUUCCCGCAGAUAUGGAUGGCAGUAGUGACACUGAAACUAUAGUUGAGGAAUCUGUGGACCAGUGCGACUCCCCUUCCAUCUUAACCGGACUUUCUCAAAUCCGCCGGAUGUCACAAACUCAUCAACCAUUAAAAUCAAGAGGACUGCUGGAGAAGAUAAGCCGAGCAUUUGUUACUUCAGCAUCUUCUCCUUCAGGAAAAGAUGAUUCUGGAACGCACAGUUCAAGAGAUGAUACCUCCUUUGUUGACUUAUCCCAGUCUAGUGAAAAGUCUCAGUCAAUUUUCACACAAAGGGUAUCUGCCAAGCGUAAGUCCCCCAUCCUCACUGUGCCACCGUCUUCUUCACAAGGUCCGUCACUGAAGAUACCAAGAUCUGCUGAUGACUCAUUGAGCAUUGAUACACACCUUGCUGUGCAGAGUUCCAGCUUUGGGAUUCAAGCAGAUCAUGGCCAAGUUGCAAGUUUCUCAUCAUCCCUGGCACUCCUUCUGAAUGAACAAACUCAGGCCACUGUCACCAACAUCUCUCCUGUUGAACAAAAAAUCACAUGGCGACCAAACCACCCUGAGGCCAGCCAAUGGCAGACCACAAAUUCAGUUACGGUUCCUGAAAGAACUAAUCUUGUCAAAGAAGGAGCUGAUCAACUGGGAGUUCAGGAACUUGCCUCAAGAAACAGGAGUCCUGGCCUGACAGAGGCUACACCUCCUUCAGUUCCAACCCUGAGCCAAAGACAGGCAAUAGCAAUGCCUGAAGCCAUCGAUUCAAAUCUCAUCACAACUCUGCCCACCCUCACACCUCUUAGCCCUGAAGCCCAAGACUGCCAUACAGUUUUUAGCUCAACGUCUCUGCUUCACCAGGGGUCAUUUCUUAAAGUUAAAGGUUCCGAGAAGGAUGAGGAUGACGACUCCCUUUUUGAGGUGGAGAAGAUGCAGCGGGAGAUUAGAGAAAAGUUGAGCAGUAAGGAUGCAGACGUUAAAUAUACUGAGCAAGUCAAGAAGAGUUUACAAGAUGUGCAGGCAAGACUGCGUCGCCUUAGUGCAAGACAACGGGAUCACAGACACCAACUAAACAUCAAGUUGAAACAGCAAGCCACAGCUCCAAGCAACAAACAGCAACAACAAGAAGCAAGAACACAGCUGCAGAACAUGACAAGAAGGCAACAGCAUCUUCUGAAGCUGCUGCAAUCACACAAAGAGCUCACUGUGUCUCUCCAAUGGAUGCAGCAUGCCAAACAUCCUCUGCCUGUGCAAAACGAAGUGUCUGGACAAUCAAGGAGUGUUAAUGAUAGUACCCUGGAGGUUGAGCCAACUGGCACCAAACAGUCAUCUUCACCUAAAAUUCCUUCAAUCAACUCUUUCCUCCCUGAUAGAGAAGCCAUGCUGAUGUCAAACGAUAAAGCAGCUAUUCCAGCUAGUUCCAAUCCACUGUCUGCUCAAACCUCUGGGACCAAGAUUCCAAGCAAACCAGCUUCUGAUAUUUCCUCUGGCAGAAAUUUUAAGCCACCAUUCAAAGCUAACACUGCCAAAAGUCCUAAUCAGCCUGUACCUCCAAGCUCCUCAUACAUUACGCUUAACUUACAAAGGGAUGAGGCAAAUUCAGUCUCUGUCGCUGAUAUUCAAGACAGAGCUCAGUCCAUUCCUAGAUCUGCAGUCAGAGAUAAAUCACCGGAGCCCAUCACAGAAGAGAAGAUUAGCCCCAAGAGUCCCCCAUAUUUGCCAUGGUUGAGCCCAGAUAAAUCUUUCAUAGAACCAAGCAAGGAGCAAAGUAAGGAUAGUCAUCAGGCAGCAAUUCCUCUCCAAACCGAAGGCUUACCAGUUGCCUUGGUAACUGACCAUUAUGCAACAAGUCAAGGUACCACACUACCGCCAGGGUUUCCCUCAGAGCCCCUCAGCAUCACCCAUCUGUCAACACAAGCUGGAAACACAACAGAAACAGCUCCAUCCACCAGCAGAUCUCCUGCCCUUGUUUCACCAGUUCCCAAGACUCCUCACCAAUCUUCAAUACAGAUUUCAACAGUUCCAACCGACUGCAAAAGACAUGGGGACCAACUGCCGACACAACUGAGCAACAAGGAUCCAGGCUCACCAAAAAGCCUAAAGGCCCCGGGAUCCACUCCAUCAAGUCAACCAAGACAGAUGGUUGUGUAUAAAAUCAACGCCAGCACUGUAAAAGACCUUCAGAAAAGAAAUCCAUCAAAGACUUCCUUGGAUGCAGUAAUAGCCGGAAUGCCAGGAUCAUCAAGCACAGUUCAAACAUCGUGUCAAGUUGACAGUGUCACCGGCAGCACACAGCUUUUGAGUAACACCACUUGUUUAAGUUCACCUUCAUCAUCAUGCUGCACCGUGGCAGCAGCCACUCGCACCAACAUUCCAUCCAAUAGCGAUAUACUCUCUCCUCCCGGAACGGUUGAAGUAACCACCGCUGGUCUACAAUCCCAGAUGGAUGUGAUGACCCAAGGAGAGGCCACCGGCCUUUCUGCAUGCCAAACACGGGCACCGAGCGAUCCCCAAGGAACAGCUGAAGUGCAGGCUCAGACAGGUAGCCAGGGAAGGACGACUGUGGUAGAUUCUUCAAGCCAGAAGAACAAGACUCUGCCAAAUCACAACAGAAGAGCCCACAGUACCGAAGAGGAAGUUCCUUCCUUGCAGAAUUUACUUCAAGAGAGACUCAUCCAGCCAGGGGAAAAUGUUCUGUUGGUCAAGUUGAAAAGGAAAGCAGUGAGUGCCUCACUCACUAUAGAUGGAACAGUUCGCCCAACAACUGUGCUAAAGAACUUCACUUGUGGCUCCCUGCACCAACUAGUAUCAAUGGUGCAACACAAAUCAAUCAGUUGGAUCAGAAAGAACCCAAGUAUUUGGAAGUCUGUCCUCUACAAGGAUAAGCCUUUGGAACAGCUGCAUGCUGAUUACAAAGCUCUACUUGCAAGAGACCAUCAGUUUCAAAGUCAACAGGUUGCUGUCAAGCAAAACACACAGGCAACAGCCACCACAAACAUGAUGACCACCCACGCCAGUGUUCAUGUGCCGCCUACUUCAGGAAACCACACUAGCUCCGCCCAUGCACCUCCUAGGCGGCAGACUCUUGUCUCAACAGGUCUGGAUCUCUCCUCCCAGAGUGGUGUUAGAGUGGCGAGAAGUAGUGACCUUACUUCAGCUGCAGAUUGUGACAUCACCACAUCGCUAAGCAACAGUUCUCCAAUCAGAGCAGGCCUUGCUUCAUCGAUGGAGAAGGUGCUUCUUAUUUCAGACGGUGAGCUGAUGCCAGCACCUUGGGGGGUCUCGUCAGACAACACCCAGAAUUCUUCCAUACCCCAAGAAUGGAUUGAUGAGAUUGACAUCUGGACUUAAAAUCAUCAAGAAAGUUCAGGUGGUAUCAA